This is a messenger RNA of Danio aesculapii, 4848 nucleotides long. RefSeq names its product ArfGAP with GTPase domain, ankyrin repeat and PH domain 1 (gene agap1). Gene Ontology annotation, molecular function: GTPase activator activity; GTPase activity; protein binding. The transcript is spliced from 19 exons. Lineage: Eukaryota; Metazoa; Chordata; Actinopteri; Cypriniformes; Danionidae. Gene Ontology annotation, cellular component: nucleus. The record is from RefSeq and is a predicted model, not a curated record. Bases 672 to 4349 code for a protein of 1225 amino acids.
GUGUGUAUACGGAGCACACGGGGCAGAUAGAGAAGAGAAACGGGUAUGGAUCUGUAGGUCAUAACGCUGUCUGUCUCGUUUCCCGGGACUCUCGUUCUGCAUACCGUGAAGCGAGAGCUCCGGUUUGUGCAUGAUAACUAACAUUUGAAUGAGAGUGUGAACUAACAACGGCGGGAAACAAAGGCACGGACGGUCCUGUGCAAAGGGAGCAAGCUGGCUGCGCGGCGGGGGAUGCACGGGCACAAUAGGGAAGACCACACUCUACUGCUUUAAAGGACAGUGUUGCAAUAACAUUUGCACCCCAGACGGACAAGACUCGCUGCGGGAGGCAGGAAUUAAAGCCGGACUUUACUUUUCAGGGAUAUUUGGCAUGAAGGAAAGCACGGAGUUUACAUUGGAUAUUUGGGCUGCUUCAGGGAGUAUAUCUGAAUUUUUUUGAAAGCGCAAAUAUAGUCAAACAAACGCGGCUGUCACACGAACGCACCGGGACAGCGAAGGAAAAUUAGGCUUUUGCCACAACAGCAAUAUUGUAAACAGGCACUUCUUCAACAAAGAGCUAAGUUAUUAUUAUUAUUAUUAUUAUUAUGUGCUCUGGGAAUAACCAGCUGUGUUGAAAUCAACCUAGAAACACAUUUGAAGUGAAUUCAUUUACUUGAUUGGUUUGCUAAAGAAUGUACUUACUUGAUGGUAAUUAUCCGGAAAGGAUGGAGCGGGGCACGCCACAAAGAAAAACAGUAUACCGGAUAUCUUUGACAUUAGUGAAGAAAGAAAACCUGCUGGACGGCGGAGGCUCGACGCACCGGCGAUUGGAGAACCCGAAAGUGAGCGCUUACCGGCGCGAGGGAGCCUCCGAGGCGCAGCGGAGCUCUCAGCUGGAAGAACUGAAAGAAGUGGAGGACGAGACUGACGAGUUUUCUGCACACUCAUACAUGAGGAACUUCAGGACCUUUAGUACUGGACAUCUAGAAUUGGGAAGGUUGAAACUCUUAAAGAGGGCACAGCAUGCACAUAAAGAAAGGGAAUUAAAUCAAACGUGCAUCCUGCCGGAGAACGGACAGAGCAAGGCCAUUGAAAAUGGGGCACCAGGGGAGAAAAGAGCAGAUGUGGAUGAAAGUGACAGAUUGAAACGGGAUGCUGAGCAUGGAAAAGCUGCUGCUAACGGAGAAAAAACAGGCAUUAGAAAGAAAAUCCUCAAGACCUCCAGGAGCACAGAGGAACCGGUUAGUACGUGGUCAGAUGAGCCCUCUGAGGAAUCCAAGAGUGUCAAGACAGCUAAAGAGAGCUGCAUCUCCUCUUUGCUGGCUAAAGGGAAUGGGAAAUCACCCAAUCCAGCACCUCAAACCCCUCCAGCUAAGAGACAUCCAAGUCUGCUGCGGCGUAGUUUCAGCUUUCGGCACUGGACAGGUGGAGAACUCAUCCGCAUUCGGGCUCUGUCCAAAGAGAAGCACCACAGCAGCUCGGGCUGCAUUGGCCGUGAUGGAGAAGGUAAUCAAACUCAACCUGGUGUGGUUCUGCAAAACAUGGCUUUUGCCGAGACUGACUCCACAGAGAAACGAAACACCUUGGAUGUUGGCGAAGUCCUGAACAAAACAGACUCUGUGACAGAACUGGGCCGCAGGGAGAGGAUGAAGGGUAAGAACCGGACAUUAGACAACAGUGAUCUGCUCAGGCUGUCGGAUAAAUCUUUGGUGGACAAGGAGGGUUUUAUUCGAGGGAUGGGCUCUCGUUCCAGCGGGCAGGAAAGAAAACUUAUCCGGUUCUUCAGCGGAAUCUUCUCAAAGAAAGAUGGGACGUCCACGCCUUUGAGCAGCCCUAGUAACCGAGCUCUCCGGAAGAACGGCCUGCUGGGAGCUCAGCAGAGAGCAGAAAUGGGCUACUCGCAGUCCAGCUCUGAGAGCGUUAACGGAUGCCCACUGGACGAUGCCUUUGUCAACAGUCAGGAGUGGACACUCAGUCGCUCGGUGCCAGAGCUCAAAGUGGGCAUUGUGGGUAACUUGGCCAGUGGGAAGUCUGCGCUGGUGCACAGGUAUCUUACAGGGACAUAUGUACAGGAAGAGAGUCCUGAAGCUGACGUGGACGCAGGAGGCCGUUUUAAAAAGGAGAUUGUAGUGGAUGGACAAAGUUACCUCCUCCUUAUCAGGGAUGAAGGGGGACCUCCGGAGGCUCAGUUUGCGCUGUGGGUGGAUGCGGUCAUUUUUGUGUUCAGUCUGGAAGAUGAGAUCAGCUUUCAGACGGUCUACCACUAUUACAGUCGCAUGGCCAACUACCGCAACACCGCAGAGGUGCCCCUGGUGCUCGUGGGAACUCAGGAUGCAAUCAGUGCAGCUAACCCUCGUGUCAUUGAUGACACGCGUGCUCGAAAACUGUCCAAUGACCUGAAGAGGUGCACAUAUUAUGAGACCUGUGCUACUUACGGCCUCAACGUCGAGCGUGUCUUCCAGGAUGUGGCUCAGAAAGUAGUUGCAAUCCGGAAGAAGCAGCAGCUGUCAAUCGGACCGUGUAAGUCCCUGCCCAAUUCUCCAAGCCACUCCUCUGUCUGCGCAGCACCAGUGUCUGCAGUGCAUAUCAGCCAGAACAGUAAUGGUGGAGGCAGUUUAAGCGAUUACUCGUCUUCUGUGCCCUCCACUCCCAGUACCAGUCAGAAGGAAUUGCGUAUUGAUGUCCCACAAACUGCCAACACACCUACACCCGUCCGCAAACAGUCCAAACGACGCUCCAACCUCUUCACGUCUCGCAAGGGAAGCGAACCAGACAGGGAGAAGAAAGGGAUGGAUGGCCGCGCAGACAGCAUUGGAAGUGGCCGCGCUAUCCCAAUUAAACAGGGCAUGUUGCUGAAAAGAAGUGGCAAGUCACUGAACAAAGAGUGGAAGAAGAAAUACGUCACACUUUGUGACAACGGAGUCCUCACAUAUCAUCCCAGUCUGCAUGAUUAUAUGCAGAACGUUCAUGGGAAGGAGAUCGACCUGCUUCGGACCACAGUGAAGGUUCCAGGGAAGAGGCCUCCCAGGGCCAUCUCAACAUGUGCUGCUCCCAGUCCCAAAACCAAUGGGCUGACCAAGGACAUGAGCAACAUGCAGCUUGGACAGGCACCAGGCUCUGUGACCAGUAGUUCAUCUGCAUCUCAGAUGGCGAGUGGCAUCAGUUUGGUGUCAUUUAACAGUCGGCCAGACGGUAUGCAUCAGCGCUCAUACUCCGUGUCCAGCGCUGACCAAUGGAGUGAAGCCACAGUCAUCGCCAACUCAGGAAUCAGCACAGAUACCGGUUUGGGAGAUUCUGUGUGCUCCAGUCCUAGCAUAUCCAGUACCACCAGUCCGAAGAUGGACCCUCCUCCAUCACCUCAUGCCAAUCGCAAGAAACACAGAAGAAAGAAGAGCACCAGUAACUUUAAGGUGGACGGCUUCUCUGGAACUGCUGAAGAACAAGAGGACAACUUUGAGUUCAUCAUUGUUUCUCUGACGGGACAGACCUGGAAUUUUGAGGCAACGUCCUAUGAGGAGCGGGACGCAUGGGUUCAGGCCAUUGAAAGCCAGAUUUUGGCAAGUCUGCAGUCCUGUGAGAGCAGCAAACAGAAGUCUCGUCUGAGCAGCCAGUCAGAAGCCAUUGCAUUGCAGUCUGUCAGGAACAUGAGAGGAAACACCCGUUGUGUGGACUGUGAAGCCCAGAAUCCGGACUGGGCCAGUCUGAACCUGGGGGCUUUGAUCUGUAUCGAAUGUUCUGGAAUUCAUCGCAAUCUGGGUACUCACCUGUCCCGUGUCCGCUCUCUGGACCUGGACGAGUGGCCUCUGGAGCUCAUCAAGGUCAUGUCUGCCAUUGGCAAUGAGCUGGCUAAUAGCGUGUGGGAGGCCAAUGCUCAAGGACGCCUAAAACCUGCUCCAGAUGCCAGCAGAGAGGAACGUGAGCGCUGGAUCCGGGCCAAAUAUGAGCAGAAGUUGUUUUUGGCAUCGCUGACGUGCACAGAGCUCUCUCUCGGACAGCAGUUACUGCGGGCCACAGCGGAGGAGGACCUGCGUUUGGUGGUCAUUCUGCUGGCCCACGGCUCCAGAGAUGAGGUCAACGAGACCUGUGGGGAAAGUGAUGGCCGGACCGCCCUGCACCUAGCCUGCCGGAAGGGGAAUGUUGUGAUCACACAGCUGCUCGUAUGGUACGGUGUGGACAUCAUGGCACGGGAUGCUCACAGCAAUACGGCAUUGGCGUACGCACGGCAAGCUAACAGUCAGGAGUGUAUGGACGUGCUCCUUCAGUACGGCUGUCCCGACGAGCGUUACCCGCUCAUGGCCACACCCAACCUGUCCCGCAGGAACAAUAACCGCAAUAACAGCUGCAGCAGCAUGAACAGUGCAGUUAUAUGAGGAACAAAACACUCACAUCCACCUCAACAUGUAUUCUGGCCCGCACUCCUCCCUAUACACACCCCUUCAUAUGUACAGCUCCACCACUACAUCACAAUCAUGACACUAUAGCAGACCCCAACACUGAUGAUGAUGAUGAUGAUGAUGAUGAUGAUGAAGCAAAUAUUAAAAUCCUGCUCUUUGCUUUUCUGUCAGCGCCAGUUAAAUCUACCAAGUGCAUGUUGGGAGAAUAGAGUGUGGAUUUGGUAAGCGAUGGAGUCCAAUGGAUGACAAAGCAAGACGGGAAAUGUUGGAGCAGUGUGGAGGAUCUUCAAAACAAGUCCCAGAGAACUCUGUUUGUGUCUGGACUUUCAUCUCCAUAUCCACAUUGCUCUAUCAAUCUAGUUUAUUCAUUCAGACUUUCAAUCUCUUCUGACUGUUUGUUUUUUCUCAGCUGUUUAAGCUAGUAUGUGUACUUUGUCGUUUAUUCUUUGUUUUUAAAGGAACGCUCCACUUUUUC